Messenger RNA from Lolium perenne, 1583 nucleotides. RefSeq lists its product as uncharacterized. The record is from RefSeq and is a predicted model, not a curated record. Lineage: Eukaryota; Viridiplantae; Streptophyta; Magnoliopsida; Poales; Poaceae.
UAUUCCAUCGACUUCAACACAAACAUCAAAGCCUCACAAGCCCUAGUAAACACAAAUCCACCAUGAAGACCUUCCUCAUCUUUACCCUCCUUGCCAUGGCGGUAACCAUUGCCACCGCCAAUGAGCAAUAUCAACAUAGUUGCCAAUAUCAACCUCAACAACAAUUUCCUUGGCAGCAAUAUCCAUUUCCUGGGCAACAAACACCCUUUCCCGGGCAACAACAACCAUUUCCCGGCCAACAACAGCCAUUUCCCGACCAACAACAACCAUUUCCCGGCCAACAAUUUCCAUUUCCUUGGAUACAACAGACUUUUCCCGGGCAACAUCAACCAUUUCCUGAUCAACAACAACCAUUUCCCGGCCAACAAUUUCCAUUUCCUUGGAUACAACAGACUUUUCCCGGGCAACAUCAACCAUUUCCUGACCAACAACAACCAUUUCCCGGCCAACAACUUCCGUUUCCUGGGCAACAACAACUAAUUCCCGGGCAACAACAACCAUUUCCCGACCAACAACAGCAAUAUCCCGGGCAACAAUUUCCAUUUCCCGGGCAACAUCAACCAUUUCCCGGGAAACAACAGCUGAUUCCUGGGAAAUUACAACCAUUUCCCGACCAACAACAACAUAUUCCCGGGCAACAACAACCAUUUCCCAGCCAACAACAGUUAUUUCCUGGACAACAACAACAACAACAACAACCAUUUCUCGACCAACAACAACAAAUUCCAGGGCAACAAUUGCAAUAUCCCGGGGAGCAACAACCGUUUCCUGGACAACAACAACCAUUUCCUGACCAACAACAACAAAUUCCAGGUCAACAAUUUCCAUUUCCCGGGAAACAACAACUAAUUCCCGGGCAACUACGACCAUUUCCUGACCAACAACAGAUUCACGGGCAAGAACUGCAAUUUCCCGGGCAACAUCAGCAAUUUCCCGGGCAACAACAACCAUUUCCUGUGCAACAACAAUCAUUUACGCAAUUACAACAAUUAAAUCCAUGCAGGGAUUUCCUCCUACAACAAUGCAACCCAGUGACAAUGGUGACGUUCCUCCGGUCGUGGAUCUUGCAACAGAGUAGUUGCCAAGUGAUGCGACAACAAUGUUGCCAACAGCUAGCGCAGAUCCCUGAGAAUUCCCGGUUACCUGCAAUCCAUGGUGUUGUGGAAGCAAUCUUCCUACAACAACAACAUAAGCAAGGUGCUUUCUUGCAACCUCAGAAGCUGCAUCAGAUUGUUCAAGGUUUAUUCCAUCCUCAACAACAAUACGGUCAGGGUUCGUCCACCCAGCAACAACAAUACAUUCUCAUUCAGGGUAUACUCCAGCCGCAACAGCUUGCUCAGUUAGAGGCAAUAAGGGCAUUAGCGCUAAAGACCAUACCGGCAAUGUGCAAAGUGCAAGUCCCACCAUACUAUUAAAACCAACACUACGCCAUUCGGGCACCAUUAUAUGGCCCAUCACUAUAUAGAGGAUGGACCGAUUGGUGUAGUGGUGAGAAAUAAAGUGCAAUGCACCAUCAUGUAUGACCCCGACCCGUACUAGUUCAAACUUGGGAAUAAAAGAAAAAUAAAGUUCUUUUCCGCAUA